UAUUACUCUAUGCCACCAACGUUAAAACAGUCCCACCGCUCUCCCUGCCCGAGCUACGGCCGGCGGGGAGGCUUUCCCUGGCCCCGAGCAGCCUCCAGCAGCCGGGCGGCUCCCCCGGCCCCAUUCCCGUUCCCGGCCGGGCGGUGCGGAGCUGUCUCUGCCCGGAGGGUGCUGAACCGCGCGGCGCGGGAGCGGCGGCCGGAGCCCUCCCGGCCUCGCCCGGCGUCCGGAGUGGAGGUAGGAGGCGAAGGGGGCGCCGGGGGAUGGGGGGAACCGGCGGCGACCCCGCGCCGCCCGCCUGAGGAGCCCGCGCACAAAGCCGCGCCGCGGCCAUGGAAGAGGAGCUGAAGUGCCCGGUGUGCGGCUCACUGUUCCGGGAGCCCAUCAUCCUGCCCUGCUCGCACAAUGUCUGCCUGCCCUGCGCCCGCACCAUCGCCGUGCAGACCCCGGAGAGCGAGCAGCACUUGCCGCCCCUGGUCCACCCGCGGGGCCCCGCGCCGCCGGCUGCCGCAGCCGCGCCGGGAGCGGGGCCGGGGGUGGCCGCGGGCUCCGCUGCCUGCCUGGACUCGGAGUGCGCGGCGGGCGGCGGCGGGGACCAUGCGGACAAGCUGAGCCUGCACAGCGAGACCGACAGUGGCUACGGCUCUUACACCCCCAGCCUGAAGUCCCCCAACGGCGUGCGGGUGCUGCCGCUGGUGCCCGCGCCCCCGGGGUCCGCGGCGGCUCCGCGGGGCGCCGGCCCCGCCAGCUCCUCCCUCACCUGCCCGCAGUGCCACCGGAGCGCAUCCUUGGACCACCGCGGGCUCCGCGGCUUCCAGCGCAAUCGGCUGCUAGAGGCGAUCGUGCAGCGCUACCAGCAGGGCCGCGCCGCCGCCGCCGCCGCCGCCAAGUGCCAGCUGUGCGACCGCAGCCCGCCCGAGCCGGCCGCCGUGCUGUGCGAGCAGUGCGAGGUGCUGUACUGCGCAGCCUGCCAGCUCCGCUGCCACCCGGCCCGCGGGCCCUUCGCCAAGCACCGCCUGGCCCCGCCGCCCGCACACCCCGGCGCCCCCGGCGGCGGAGGGGACGGCGGCGGCGGGAAGGGGGCGGGCGGCGGCCGCAAGCUGCCGACGUGCGCCGAGCAUGACCUGGAGAACUACAGCAUGUACUGCGUGAGCUGCCGCAGCCCCGUCUGCUACCAGUGCCUGGAGGAGGGCAAGCACAGUAAGCACGACGUGAAGGCCCUGGGAGCCAUGUGGAAGCAGCACAAGGCACAGCUCUCUCAGGCUUUAAAUGGUGUUUCAGAUAAAGCAAAGGAAGCUAAAGAAUUUUUGGUUCAGCUGAAAAAUUUAUUGCAGCAGAUCCAGGAAAACGGGCUGGAUUACGAAGCCUGUCUUGUUGCUCAGUGUGAUGCCUUGGUUGAUGCGUUAACACGACAAAAGGCAAAAUUGCUCACAAAGGUGACCAAAGAACGUGAGCACAAGCUGAAGGUUGUUUGGGACCAGAUAAAUCACUGUACACUGAAGCUACGCCAGUCAACAGGGCUUAUGGAGUACUGCCUAGAAGUUAUCAAAGAAAAUGAUCCCUCUGGGUUUUUACAGAUUUCGGAUGCUUUAAUCAAGCGUGUUCAGGUAUCUCAGGAACAGUGGGUCAAAGGAGCCUUGGAGCCAAAAGUGUCUGCUGAGUUUGACUUGACUCUGGAUAGCGAACCUUUACUGCAGUCAAUUCACCAGCUGGAUUUUAUUCAGAUGAAAUUUCCUGUUUCAGUGCCACCCGUCCCAUUACUGCAGCUGGAGAAGUGUUGCACCAGAAACAACAGUGUGACAUUGGCCUGGAGGAUGCCACCUUUGAGCCACAACCCAGUGGAGGGUUAUAUCUUGGAACUUGAUGAUGGAGAUGGUGGCCAAUUCCGAGAAGUAUAUGUGGGCAAGGAGACUCUCUGCACCAUUGAUGGCCUUCAUUUCAACAGCACUUAUAAUGCAAGAGUCAAAGCUUUCAACUCCUCGGGAGUUGGUCCUUACAGCAAGACAGUUAUUUUACAGACGUCCGAUGUGGCGUGGUUCACCUUUGACCCCUCCUCAGCUCACAGAGACAUAGUGCUGUCAAAUGACAACCAGACUGCCACCUGCAACAGCUACGAUGACCGGGUUGUUCUUGGCACAGCAGCCUUCUCCAAGGGCGUGCAUUACUGGGAACUGCAUGUGGACCGGUAUGACAACCAUCCAGAUCCGGCCUUUGGCAUUGCCAGGAUUAACGUUGUCAAGGACAUGAUGCUGGGCAAGGAUGACAAGGCAUGGGCCAUGUACGUUGACAACAACCGCAGCUGGUUCAUGCACUGCAAUUCUCACACCAAUCGGACUGAAGGAGGAGUUUCUAAAGGUGCCACUGUUGGCGUUCUCCUGGAUCUGAACAAGCACAACCUAACCUUUUACAUAAAUGGGCAGCAGCAAGGACCUCCAGCAUUUGAAAACAUCGAGGGCGUCUUCAUGCCUGCAUUGAGCCUCAAUCGAAAUGUCCAGGUGACUCUGCACACAGGAUUGGAGGUGCCACAAUGUGUAAAACAGACCAAGCUGCCCAACAACUAAUGAAGCCCCUGCCUGACACUGUGUUGGACUCUCUAAGAUUUCUUAGUGUGUUUUGGCACUUCUCAGUAAGUCAGUAAAAAAGCAUUCUUUUCCUUGACUUAAAACACUGUGCGGCGUGUUGCUCACCAAAUAAUCAGCUGGUUACAACUAGACCACUCCCUUUUUUAAUUUAACAGCCAUAGCAAGCACAUCCGCUGAACUGGCACUCAACUGAAGAUAUGUACCUGAACAUAUCUACAAUGCAUUGGACACAUAUGUAUACUCGUGCACACACACGCAAACACACAAAAAAAAGUUAAAUGAGUGUAUUUUCCCUCUCAUGGCUGGAUUUAUGCUUAAAUAUUAGUGAUGCUGGAAAAAAUGGGUAAGACUGAGGGGCAAUGGAUGUUGGAGCAAUUUACCAGUAGGUGAACUGGAUUCCCUUGCCACCUGAAGUCCUUAAGUCAAGAAAGCAUGUGUUUUGACAGCUGAAGUGGAGGCUGUAUGCUCAAGAAUUUCUGGUUGUCAAUUAUAUUCAGGGGCUCAAAUGACCAUUAAUUAUUCCUUCUGGCUCUAGACUGCAGUAAGCUAUGGGAUAAUGUCCCUCUUGAAGUCUGUGGCAGAACUUACCUCAUUAUCUGUGACAAGAAUAAGAUUGGUUUCCAAACACUGCCAUGAAAUAGUUGUGCUCAUUUUAGCUAACAUCAUGAUACAUGCAGAAAUCAGAUACAAAAAGUAGAGAGAAAAACAUCCUUGAUAACAUUUUAGUGUUUGUUAUUUAGGUGAUUGUGGAGAGUAUCACAUCCAGCAGAUUUGACUGUGGUUAUCAGCACAACUCUUGAAAAACAAUGCAGGGGAGAUUCCUUUCAACUGAAUUGAUAAGAAAUUUAUUUAAAUAUGGCACAUGCAAAGUCUCCCAUGUUGAAAAAUGCUGCUUUCCAGCCUUGAUCCUGAUAAGCCCUAGGCAGCUGUAGUUCCAAUGUAGCUUUGAGGUCAGAAGCCUUAAUUUUCUAUUAGAUUACUGUGAGCUAAUUAAUGUCUUGAUCCUAAUAAAGCACUUGAGAGAGAUUCCUAGCAUUAAUGCAAAACCUGUCCCUAAGAAUUUUUUUGGAUUGGGACAUAAAUCUUUUGCAAGACUUACCUGUGCCUGGCAUCUCCCAUAAAAACAAGCAGUCAUUUCAGGUGCUGCCCAUGACAACUGGAGUCUGUGACAACUAGAGAUGGUCAACUUUUCCCACAGCCAUGGCACUGUCACCUGCCUGCAGUUGUCAGAAAAUACACUGAUUUGCCUGCGUGCUUUUUCUGAACCCAGUUAACUUAUGCAAGUGUGUGUGUGUAUAAUGGCAAUGCGUGAGGACAAGAUGCAGCAGAUUGGGUGAGCUCAUGAUAUCUUGGACUCUGUCACUGUAUCCUGUGUAAAUGUGGUGCUAUCAAACAAGAGAAACAUAAACUCUUAAAUCCCAUCCAUGUUCUAUUUCCUUUUUUUAAAUCCUGCUGCUUAUACAAAUUUUCCUUUUCAAGUAUACAUAUACGCACACACACAUUGUUAUCAGGCAUAUAAUUAUCAAACCUGAAAACAAAUAUUCUAACCAAAAUCCAGCUUACUGCCUUGCAUUAAAGCACAGCCACAGGACAAAUGGCCCAGGCAUGCCCUUGGGCAGCCUGCCAGCCCCCAGGCAUGCUGCUGCAGGUCCACUUCUGGUCCCUGUAUGGAGCACAUCACUCAGGUAGUGCUGAGUGAUGGCAAUGCUUCCCUGUGGCAGAGCACAGGGUCAUCCCACUUCAAAGCCAUUCUGGGAAGGAAAAGGUAGCCCAGAACUGAACAGUCCUGGGCUUUUGCACAGACAAAAAACAGUCUGCCAUUCUGUUGCCUGUAACCAACCAAGCACCCUGUAGCCCACCUCUCCUGCAGAACAGCAGGGCACCUUCAGCAAUGUCAAGACUGAAACAGUAAAACCAACUAUGGAAAAGAAUAACAUAUGCUUUUAAGUGAGAAAGCAGCAGUACUUUCUUCAAAGUCUGGAAUGGAUUGUAUUAGUAAACUUGUAGAGAAUGGAAUAACUGUACUAUGCUGGUCUUGGUUUUGUAAAGAAUAUCAGAGACCAACUGUGUUAUAAUCUUCAGUUUCAUUCAAUACCAUAUGAACUCAUGGAAUAUUUUCUAAUUAGCAGGUCUGUUUUAACCUACCUCAGCUAGAACACUACCAGACCCUGAAUUUCCUCUUGAGUGUGCUCUUCUAUGAACGUAACAGUUGUAAUCAUAGUGUUGGCUUUGAGUAUUGCCAGUCAGAGUAGUGUAUGGGAAUAUUGUACAUAAAUUGCACAUAGUUUUUUAUAUUGGGAAACAUCCUGUGAUAAUUUGAAUAUGGAAGGCACUUCACCUUCACUUGUAUUAAAAGCAAGAGGGCAUUGUUUGUUUUGGGACUGAACCUUUGUCUUUACUCCCAACUUCUGUAAAGGAAACUCACAUGAAUUUACAUCUUUCCAAUCUUCAACCACUGCUAGACGUUUAAAAUUAAUUCCGAAUGGGUUUUAGAAGUGUUUUCAGUACUCGGUUUUGGUUUUCAUAGUUGCUUUGGUAUCGGUUCCUGGUGUAUUAUACCUUGGGGAGAACACACUGAGUGACAUGUUAUUAAUUUCUAAUGAAAAUACAGACAAUAGGUAGGACAUGCUUCAGAGCAGUAGAGAAGCUCUUUUUUUACCCUCUAUGCAUUUGAACAUCGUAAAAGUAGGGAACAGAUUAGCUACCAUUAUAGUCUCCUUUUAACCUAGAAGAAAUGCAAAUAAAAUAAAAGGAAUACAGUUACAGUAGGCUACCUGCAUUAGUAAGACUAAUUUACCCUAGGCCAAAAACUAAACAAAGUGUUUGUGUGUGUUGGUUGUGUACACAUUCAAGGACUUACCUUUGGCAUGGCCCGUAGCAAUAAACCAAUUACCCUCAUAGAGUGUACUUUUGUGACUUCAGCUGCAUACAUUUUCAUAGUUUGAUUAACAGAAAUAAUGCUUAAGUAGUUAAAAUUACUCUAGGAAACUAAUUAUUCCACAUAUGAAUAUUUAUGCAGAGUAUCUGAAUGGCAGUGGUCACUUGAUAAUAGGUAGAACAGAAUUUUCCCUUUGCAGAACAGCAUCAGUUGGGGAGAAGUGGGACAGUCCUAUUGCUCUGCUCAGGCUAGAGUUAGUUUCUUUCUUUGCAGGUAACUUCCCCAAGGUCCAUCUCAUUAUAAACCCAGCAAGUUUGCACGUUCUUCAUCUACAGUAUCCCUUAUGCCAGUUUUUGUUUCCUCCAAAUCCUUUCUUUAGGAGGGAGUCAGCUUUUAGUCCCUGCAGAAACUGUGUUGCUGACUGUCCAGGGAGAACCCAGAGGGCUGAAGGGCAGCAUAGAUUUCCAAGGGAACCAGUUGGGAUGCUCUUGCUUCCUUUUCAUUCCUCAGAGUAUCUCUGCAUCUCUCUGGGACUCCAAGCUCUUCUGGCACCUAGACAUACACAAAGCUGCCUCUCAUGGGACUCUUUGGCUCCCAGAGGCCAGGCUGCUCCUUACAAGCAGGAGAGCAAAGCCUUUUGCACCGGGAUGAAUCCCAUCCACUAUAGUACAGAGCCCACACAGGGUAGCUGUAAAUUGACUUAAUGUUUUAAAAAAACCACCAAAACACAAACAAGCCCUCCCCUAAUAAAUAUAACAAAGCUUGUCUUCUGCAUACACAAAUUUGGAAGCUCUGAAAAGCUGCAAAAUAAAUAGAGCAGGUAAACUUUCUGUUCUGCAGAGCAACAAAGGACUCUCAGUUUUCACCUGCCCCUGUGAACCCCAACCUUAGCCUUUGUGAGCUUGCUUCCUGGCUCUUUCCUCUGCAAAUUUCCAUCAACUUCAGUGGGAACAAACAGAAGUAGUGUGCCAGCACUCUCAGACUUCCCAAGGCAUGCAAUGCUACAAAAUUUCCACUCCCUUCUUUUCCCUCAUCAACUCAAAAGGAGCUCACAAGAAGUUCUCUUACUAAGACUUAAUGUCAAUAUAAGCACAGAUGUAGCUGACAAUCCCUUGUUCCUUCUGCUGUGGAAAGGUAUGUGCUAUAAAUAAAUUUGUAUGUCAGUGAGGACAGUAGCAUACUGUGAUGUAUCAUGAAUUUGGAAAGCAAUUUGGCUUCUAAAAACAUAGAAAAAGAUAGGCAGACAGCACUGUCACCUCCUAUGUUGCCUAUGCACUUCAGAUACAUAGAAGAAAAUAUAUUGGACUGAACAAAAUAAAUAAAAUAAGCAUGAGCUUACAUAUAUCAGAGUUUAAGAGGAAAAGUAUUAAAUGUAAUUUAUUAUAUGCAUAAUGUUCCAUCAUGUUGUAAAUAUUGCCAUAAUAGUGUAUUGUUGUAGUUUGUUCUUGGCUGGUGAUAGAGUUCUGUGGUAGUGCUGUGCAAGUUGAGUUUUGUUUUUUUUUUUCCUCAAAGUAUAAUUAGCAAAGGUAGCAGAGAGCACCUAAUACGCUGUUGUUCUGGAGCAAGAUGCAGCUUUUUUUUCUUUCUUUCUUACAUGAUAAUAUUUCUUAAACAAGGUAAGAGAGAUGAGAUCAAGGCUUAGCUGUCACUACCAUUGUAUGAAAAACACCAUGUUUGCAACUGCCAACAAGAGGUAGUGCAUUUUUGGACCAUAAUUCGGAUUACCCACUCAUGUGAGAAGGGACCCAAAAUUCCACAACCUGGUGACAGCAGCUUUCUAGUGCCAUCUAGUAUGUCCUUUGCUCACAAACAGAAAGGUGAGUUAGGAGAGCUGUUAGACCUUAUCUCAGGCCUUACCAGCUUCGCAGCAUUCUGCUUAAAUAGCAAAAUCAAGAAUUCAACUUUGAACCAGGGAAGAUAAUACGAAAGCAUCGAGCAUCUUGGCUAGAUCAAUUUUGUAAGGGAGAUUACAGUUUUAGAUCAACCAUGUAGCAAAUGUAAAGGGCACUUGUCACUGAAAAUUACCAGGCAAAGAUGGAGUCUUUUUUUGUUGUUGUUUAUUAAUAAAAAAGUGAGCUGCUUCUAGCUUUUACUGACAACAUUUCUGGUGAUUCCUCUGCCCAGCUCUACUGAACGCUGCACACACACAGUCAGGUGGAGCAGCAGCCUGAAGCACAAAUUCACCAUAAAUCAGAUGCACUUGGUCUUCUGAGGUGCAGGAGCCCAUAUACAAACCUCAGAGACUGAAUGUGUAGGGCUCCUGCAUCUUUGCACAAUACAGGAGAUAGACCUGUGUUCCACUGACAGAGACACUCAGCAGCAUUUUCCCCUUCUGUUAAAUGACCUUUUUUUACAUUUGUUACUGCAAACAGUUCCAAGUAGAAUUAAUUACAAAAUUAUUUUUUAUGCUAAUUGGAGGGUUUCUAACAUAUUCUUAUGAAGCAGUAGGUAGAAAUAUUCCCAGAUCCUGAUUGCAUUCCAUCAUCCUCCACCUCCCUUAAAUGUUGUCAAUAAAAACACUAACCUUUCCAGGUAGCAUGGUGAGAAGACAUUAUGUGAUGAAUAUUAAAAAUAAAUGCAUGAGGUAAACCUGCUGUUAUUUCUGAUUGUCAUAUGAAGCAUGAAUAACACUAAUUUAAAUGUUGGCAACCAAAAAAGUGCAAAGGAAUAAGAUAAUGGUGUUCACUUCUGGUUAAAUGAAAGACAAGAAGUUGUUUCUGUAUUUUCUUAACUACAACACUUUUUUUUGUUACUGUCAUUUCCCAUAGCUUAUCUUAAUUUGGAGCUGGUGAAAUAUACAUCUCUGCUAUAUGUGUCUAUCACCAGAUCAAAAGGAAAAUACUAACUUUUUAUAAUUUUGUAGCAAAUGUUUGUAUUUUUUGAAUUAGAAACAAACUGCUUUUUGUCUUUUGGUCCAACUAAAACUUUGUGUAUUAUUAUUAUUAUUCCCCUUUUGGAAAACCUGAUGUAUAAGUUUAUGCUGUUUUACAGUUUCUAAAUAAAUUCUUAUAACAUUGCCAACAAAUUCAGCAUAGUACUGUAUUUAUUAUCCCUGAUUAUUAUAAAAAAUAUUAUGCCAUAAUGUAAAUGAGGCACUCGCAGAACGCAUGCCUAACUCUAACUGUCCGUACCUGCUUUGUU
Neopelma chrysocephalum (saffron-crested tyrant-manakin) is the source of this 8601-nucleotide messenger RNA. It is a transcript of the gene TRIM67, whose product is annotated as tripartite motif containing 67. NCBI's taxonomy places the organism in Eukaryota, Metazoa, Chordata, Aves, Passeriformes, Pipridae. The record is from RefSeq and is a predicted model, not a curated record. The transcript is spliced from 10 exons. Bases 333 to 2561 code for a protein of 742 amino acids. Gene Ontology annotation, molecular function: protein binding; zinc ion binding.